This is a messenger RNA of Penicillium subrubescens, 1134 nucleotides long. RefSeq names its product TauD/TfdA dioxygenase family protein. The transcript is spliced from 4 exons. The coding region runs from base 1 to 1134 and encodes 377 amino acids. Lineage: Eukaryota; Fungi; Ascomycota; Eurotiomycetes; Eurotiales; Aspergillaceae. Gene Ontology annotation, cellular component: cytoplasm. The record is from RefSeq and is a predicted model, not a curated record. Gene Ontology annotation, molecular function: 2-oxoglutarate-dependent dioxygenase activity.
AUGGCACCCUCUAUCGCGGAAAACCCUACUGCGGAGGUCGUUGUUCCUGUAAAGGUCAACCCACAGGCGAGUACAAGCAAGCCUAAAGUGAGACGAAUUAUUGAAGAGGAAGGUGGAAAAUCCACUGCCAGUUAUCCCCAUUACCUUCCCGUCUGGGAUUAUGGCGAGAAAUAUCCUCCCCUUGAGCCAUUUACACACGUCGAUCAUGGCAAAGAUGCCGACCCCUCCUUCAAAGAUCUUCUUCCGGAAGGGUCUCAUAUUCAAAAGCUCACGCCAACUAUCGGAUCGGAAGUCACUGGUGUUCAGCUGAGCAAGCUCACUGCCGCAGGAAAAGACCAGCUUGCUCUCCUAGUUGCUCAACGUAAAGUCGUUGCGUUCAGAGAUCAAGACUUUGCAGACUUGCCUAUCCAAGAGGCUCUCGAUUUUGGAGGCUAUUUUGGGCGACACCAUGUCCACCCUACGAGUGGGGCGCCAGAAGGGUAUCCUGAGAUUCACCUCGUUCAUCGCAAUAAUAACGCCUGGGAGUAUGAUGACUAUCUUGCCGCAAAGAAUAGCAGUGUCUCGUGGCAUUCUGAUGUUACUUAUGAGCAACAGCCACCAGGUACCACGUUUCUAUAUCUUCUUGACGGCCCGGAGGUGGGCGGAGACACUGUUUUCGUCAACCAGGUCGAGGCUUACAAUCGGCUUUCACCUGCCCUUAAAGAGCGUCUCCAUGGCCUCAAAGCGCUGCACUCUGGAUUUGAGCAAGCUGAACACAGUCUAAAGCGUGGAGGGGUUGAUAGAAGAGACCCAGUGAAGAACGAGCAUCCGAUUGUUCGCACCCAUCCCGCCACAGGCGAGAAGGCGCUUUUCGUCAAUGGAGGCUUCACCAGGAGCAUUGUCGGCCUUAAAACAGAAGAAAGUGAUGCUCUUCUAGGAUUUUUGCUGGCUCAUAUCGGUCGCGGUAUUGACUACCAGGCCCGAAUUAAAUGGGCGCCGAAGACGGUGGUUAUUUGGGAUAACCGAGUGACUGCUCAUUCUGCGAUCAUUGACUGGACGACUGGCGAGCGUCGGCACUUGGCACGAAUUACGCCACAGGCGGAGCGUCCUUUUGAAACACCCUACGUACCAGAAGGAGACAAGUUGAGGGCUUGA